UAACGCCGGUUGUCUGUGGACGCGCAUGCGGAGCGCUCGAGCGGUUCGCGUCCCGUUGUACUACAGAGAUAUGAGAAUUAAUUAAUUUAUCAUCACUGACGCGGAUUGAAAGUGUUUAACUGCGUCUAGAUGAAGAGGUGAGUAAUGACUGCAGUCGCUCAUGAACGUCUUUGAAUUAUUCGAGAUGGACGGAGGAGACUCGCUCGCUCUGUCAAUGAGAAGCAAACUGAGUGGAGAUCCAGGGAAAGUGGGCGGAGUUUGUAUGGAGAAUGAAGACUCCUCCUCGUGUGGUAGCCACACCCCUGAUGAUGAGCGUCUGGAGGAUGUGCUGUCUGAGCUUCGUGCAGGGGCGGAGCUUAAUCUCGAUCUGAAUGUGAGGGCAGAACCCGAGCAGAUCUUAGACCUGCAGGGGGAGGAGCUUAGCUGGGACACAAAUCGUCAAGAUGUAAAUGAAGCGGAAGACCAAAGUAACGCCAGCCACAGUACAGCCAGUCCUGAACCGAACACAGCAUCUGCAGGUGAUGAUGAUGUUACAAAAGAUCUUUCAAAAGCAUCGUCUGUAUCAGCGCCGCUCCAGCAGGGUCAUGAGGAGGCGGGGCUAAACGUCGAGUGUCGUAUCUGUGGAGACAAAGCAUCAGGAUUUCACUAUGGUGUUCAUGCCUGUGAGGGCUGCAAGGGUUUUUUCAGAAGGACUAUUCGUAUGAAGUUGGAAUAUGAGAAAUGUGAACGGAGCUGUAAAAUCCAAAAGAAAAGUCGGAAUAAAUGUCAGUUCUGUCGUUUUCAGAAAUGCCUGAUGCUUGGAAUGUCCCAUGAUGCGAUCCGGUAUGGACGUAUGCCCGAGUCGGAGAAGCGUAAACUGGUUGCAGGUUUGUUAGCUGGAGAAAAGAGCUGUCAGAACUCUGGAGGUUCAGAUCUCAAAACCCUCGCCAAACGGGUCAACAACGCCUACCUCAAGAAUCUCAAUAUGACCAAGAAGAAAGCCCGAAACAUCCUGACGGGAAAAACCAACGGCAACCCGCCGUUUGUGAUUCAUGACAUGGACUCACUGUGGCAGGCGGAGAACGGGCUGGUCUGGAAUCAGGUGAUUAACGGAGCUCCCACUAACAAGGAGAUCGGCGUUCACGUCUUCUACCGCUGUCAGUGCACUACAGUAGAGACAGUCCGAGAACUCACAGAGUUUUCCAAAAGCAUCCCGGGAUUUGUCGACCUUUUCCUGAACGACCAGGUGACCCUGUUGAAGUAUGGUGUCCACGAGGCGAUCUUCGCCAUGCUGCCCUCGCUGAUGAAUAAAGACGGUCUGCUGGUGGCGAAUGGAAAAGGUUUCGUCACGAGAGAGUUUCUCCGCAGUCUCCGCAAGCCCUUCAACGAGAUCAUGGAGCCCAAAUUUGAGUUUGCAGUAAAGUUUAAUGCUCUGGAGCUGGACGACAGCGAUCUCGCUCUGUUUGUUGCUGCUAUUAUCCUGUGCGGAGAUCGUCCGGGUCUGAUGAACGUUUCUCAGGUGGAGCAAAUACAAGACAACAUCCUGCAAGCUCUUAAUCUUCAUCUGCAGAUGAAUCAUCCGGAUGCAAGCUUCAUCUUUCCCAGACUGCUGCAGAAGCUCGCAGACCUGCGUCAGAUGGUGACAGAGAACGCACAGCUGGUGCAGAAGAUCAAGAAAACUGAAUCGGAGACGUCUCUUCAUCCUCUACUGCAGGAGAUCUACAGGGACAUGUACUGAGCCCGCUCAUAGUUUACUGACUGACCAAUCACUGUGAACUUUUAUUAUUGUUUUUAUCGAACACUUGGACUUUUACAGGAUCAGAUGAUUUAUUACUGAUCGAUGAUGAACGAAGCUCUGAUCUGGACCUGCAGUGACAUCAUGAGGUUGUGCAGGUCAAAGGUCUGGGAUCAUCAUUGCUGCACGUUGGAUCUGUUCUGCUGUUUCUGCUUUGUUUCGGGUCGGUUUGUGAAUGUCUCUAUAGAGCUUUAAGAGACUCUCGGUCUCUGCAGAUGAACACUGAAUGAUGCCUGUAGUGCAGAAAGAUGUUUGGUUUUUCUUGGGUCCAACAAAUGUUUUUUUUUAAUUCAUGGCGUGAAUGGACCUUCAUUCCUGCUAUGAGAGAUCAAAACACAGAGACACAAGAACAACAGAAUGAAGAAUAUAUCAUUACUGACUAACAACCUCUAACACAUUAUGAAAUAAUACUGUGAUUAUAUUCAGAUAAAUCAUGUUUAUAUUCAUUAUUUAAUCACUGUUUAUUAGUUUCUCACAGCUGACUGAAUGAUAUUCAGACUUUUACAGGAGCUCCUGUGCUGAAUGAACUGAAUGAAAGAGCAACACAUCUACUGUAUUAACUGUAAACUUUUAUAUUACAGACCUCAUGUAUUUGUGUCAUAUCAGUGCUGCUAAUUCCUCAUACUGAUGACUCUACUGCAGAUCAAAUUUGCUCAUGUCUGUAGGUCUGAGAGGAGGUUUAAGAGGAUUGUUUAAUCUUUAUGAACGCUUGACCAUCACACAACUGUGACUUGAUGAGCUGCAUCACAGACUGCUGAUGUCUUCUACUCAUCAGAAGAACAUUCAAAUAAAAAUACUGAGUAAACUCACAGGACAUUCAGCUGUGCUGUUUCAUGAAUUUGAAGAAGCAGGGCUGCCCAAUCAUUUGGGGGUGUUUUUAGGGUUGUUUGGAAAUUUUUGAGGGUUUGGGGUGUUUCUCAGGGUUGUGUGUUUCUCAGGGUGGCCCGGGGUGUUUCUGAGGGUUGCUUGGGGUGUUUCUGAUGGUUGCCCUGGGGUGUUUUUGAGGGUGGCCCGGGAUGUUUCUGAGAGUUGGCUCGGGGUGUUUCUGAGUGUCCCCCGGGGUGUUUCUGAGGGUUGCCCCAGGGUAUUUUUGAGGGUGGCCAAGAGUGUUUUUUGAGAGUUGGCUCAGGGUGUUUCUCAGGGUCGCUUGGGGUGUUUCUUAGGGUGGCCCGGGGUGUUUCUGAGGGUCACUUGGGAUGUUUCUGAGGGUCGCUUGGGGUUUCUGAGGGUCCCUCAGGGUGUUUCUGAGGGUGGCCCGGGGUGUUUCUUAGGGUCACUUGGGGUUUUGGAGGGUCGCUUGGGGUGUAUCUGAGGGUCCCCCAGGGUGUUUCUGAGGGUGGCCCGGGGUGUUUCUGAGUGUCACUUGGGGUGUUUCUGAGGUUCGCUUGGGGUGUUUCUGAGAGUCGCUUGGGGUGUUUCUGAGGGUCCCCCAGGGUGUUUCCGAGAGUUGGCUCGGGGUGUUUCUGAGAGUCGCUUAAAGUGUUUCUGAGGGUGGCCCAGGGUGUUUCUGAGAGUUGGCUCGGGGUGUUUCUUAGGGUCACUCGGGGUGUUUCUAAGGGUCACUUGGGGUAUUUCUGAGAGUUGCUUGGGGUGUUUCUGAGGGUCCCCCAGGGUGUUUCUGAGGGUUGCGCCUGGGUGUUUCUGAGGGUGGCCCGGAAUGUUUCUGAGGGUUAGCUUGGGUUGUAUCUAAGUGUCCCCCAGGUUGUUUUUGGGGGUGACCCAGGGUGUUUCUGAGAGUUGGCGCUGGGUGUUUCUGAGGGUCACUUGGGGUGUUUCGGAGGGUCGCUUGGGGUGUUUCUGAGAGUGGCUUGGGGUGUUUCUAAGGGUCCCCCAGGGUGUUUCUGAGGGUUGUGCCAGGGUGUUGCUGAGGGUGGCCCGGAAUGUUUCUGAGAGUUGGCUUGGGGUGUUUCUGAGGGUCGCUUGGGGUGUAUCUAAGGGUCCCCCAAGGUGUUUCUGAGGCUUGCCCUGGGUGUUUCUGAGGGUUGCCCCAGGGUGUUUCUGAGGGUUGCCUCUGGGUGUUUCUGAGGGUCGCUUGGUGUGUAUCCGAAGGUCGCCCUUUUUUUUUUAGUGUUUCCCGGGAUGUUUCUGAGAAUUGUAUUUGGAGUUGUUUGGGGUGUGUCCUUCUGUAAAGCUCCAUUGCGAGUGUAAAAGUGCUAUACAAAUAAAUGUAAUUAAGAGUGUUUUUGAUGGUUGUAUAAAGUAUUUAUGGGGUUGUUAUUGUGAUUUGGAGUGUUUUGAGGGGUUUUUUUAGGGUCACUUUAGUCAUAUGGGUGUUUUUGAAGGUUGUUUGUUGUGUUUUUAAGGGUAAAUGAUGUUCUUCAUUAAACCUGUGUCCGGUCUGUUGUGUGGAUUUCCUGCUGAACUACAGGUCGUGGACCAGAGUUGGGUUUGAUUUGUUUCCUCUCUGUAGGGUCAGUUAUUCAAGAACUCAUAAACUGAACCUUCAUCAGGGUCACAGGAUAACCCAUGUCAAUCUGAACCAAUUCAAUAAAACACUACAUUAUUCAUAAAACAUGGAGAUAUAUACCACAACAGAGCAUGUACUGUAUGUGUGUGUGUUUUAUGGGUGGAUCUUUGUGAAGUGCCAGCAGGAGUCUCUCUCUCUCUCUCUCUCUCCCUCUCUCUCUGUAUGUUUAUGUGUGUGUGUGUGUGUGUGUGUGUGUGUGUGUGUGUGUGUGUGUGUGUGUGUGUGUGUGUGUGUGUGUGUUAUGUGAUCUGCAGAUGUUGUAUGAACAAUGUGACCCCAGGGCAGCAAAACUCGUCCUCUCUCUCUCUAUUGUGUGUGUUCUGUGAGAUUUCCGUGUCUCACCGUGAGUCUGAAUUCAUCGCUUCAUCUCACGCUGAGUCUGAGCUCAAAACAAACUCGUUUCCAACAGGAAUCAGUCACAUGAUAUCAUGACAGAGAUCAUUCACAGAUGGAUGAAUCGGGGCUGAAUGAACUUCACCCUAAACCAGAAUGAUGAUGAUGAUGCUGUUUCCAUGUCAGAUGCAGGUCUGUGCCAUCAACGCCGUUCUGCUCCGGACGAACCCAGGGAAGAUUCAGUGGAGGG
Paramisgurnus dabryanus is the source of this 4824-nucleotide messenger RNA. NCBI's taxonomy places the organism in Eukaryota, Metazoa, Chordata, Actinopteri, Cypriniformes, Cobitidae. The record is from RefSeq and is a predicted model, not a curated record.